Molecule: messenger RNA, 2846 nt
Organism: Salarias fasciatus (jewelled blenny)
Lineage: Eukaryota; Metazoa; Chordata; Actinopteri; Blenniiformes; Blenniidae
Gene: b3gnt7
Product: UDP-GlcNAc:betaGal beta-1,3-N-acetylglucosaminyltransferase 7
Exons: 2
Coding region: 215-1465 (416 amino acids)
Biological process (GO): poly-N-acetyllactosamine biosynthetic process; protein O-linked glycosylation
Cellular component (GO): Golgi membrane
Molecular function (GO): hexosyltransferase activity; UDP-glycosyltransferase activity
Source: RefSeq, a predicted model, not a curated record
GACUCGCCGCACAUCUCCGAGCGCGUCUCCGCUCCUCCGCUACACAGAAAACUACCUCCAUGGAAAGGAUUAUUUCACAAUUCUGUGCAAAAGCCGGAGAUACUUAAACAUUUUUCCGCUCCUUCUCUUAUUUUUUUUUAUUUCUUUUUUCUCGGACACUCAGUCACUUUUGGUGUUUUGAUUGUCAUCGCUGACUUUCUGAACAGAAACCAACAUGAUGAACACCAGAGACCGCUGGAGAGUGUAUAAGAGGGUCAGUGUCAUGUUUUUCCUGGCUGUGGUGACAAUUACAGUUGUUCAGAGGGGCAGCAUCAGCGUGGGGGCUCCGUUUGAACUGGAGAGGCAGACGCGCAUGCAUGCUUCUGAAGCAGAGGAGUCCGGCACCGAGCUGGAAGAAAAAAACGACUCGUACCUGGCGAUAAAGGGAUUCUGGAAAGCGAGCAGACAACAACCGAAAGCUCGGUCCACCACACAAGAGCCUCGGAUUACUGAGGACAGCAGGCCAGGAACGUGGGACGUGUCCAGCUCCAACUGCAGCGCAAACCUCAACCUGUCCAGUCAGGAGUGGUUCAGAGGCCUGGAGGACAAUUUCAAGCAGUUUAUGCUUUAUCGGCACUGCCGUUAUUUCCCCAUGCAUCUCAAUCACCCUGAAAAAUGCUCCGGCGAGAUUUAUCUACUCAUGAUAAUUAAAUCAGUGGCCACACAGCAUGAUCGCAGGGAGGUUAUCCGAAAAACCUGGGGCAGGGAGCAGGUGGUGAAUGGCAGGAGGAUAAAGACCCUUUUCCUCCUUGGUAAGCCCUCCAAUGAGGCUGAAAGAGCAAACCAUCAGAAACUUGUGGAGUACGAAGACUACAUCUACAAGGAUAUCCUCCAGUGGGACUUCUUAGACAGCUUCUUCAACCUGACACUGAAGGAGACCCACUUCCUCAAAUGGUUCCACACCUACUGUCCCAGGGUGCGCUACGUUUUCAAGGGAGACGACGACGUGUUUGUCAGCGUGGACAACAUUUUUGAAUUCCUAGACAGCAGCAGUCAUGACAACAACCUGUUCGUGGGGGAUGUUAUUUUCAAAGCUAAGCCUAUUCGUAAAAAACAGAAUAAGUACUACAUUCCCCAGGCUUUGUAUAAUAAGACACACUACCCUCCGUAUGCGGGUGGCGGAGGUUUUCUGAUGGAUGGGUCCCUUGUGAAGAGGCUCUACUGGGCUGCAGACACCCUUGAGCUCUACCCUAUUGAUGACGUUUUCUUGGGCAUGUGUCUGGAGGUGCUUCAGGUCACUCCAAUCAAACAUAACGCCUUCAAGACAUUCGGCCUUGUGAAAAAUAAGAACAGUAAGCUGAACCGUGAACCCUGUUUCUUUAAGAACAUGAUUGUGGUGCACAAGCUGCUCCCGUCGGACCUCAUGCACAUGUGGAAUCUGGUCAACAGCGACCUGGUCUGCGCUCAGAGAGUGGAAAUCCUAUAGCUUGUCGAGAGCACUGGGGUUAAGCCGGCGCUGAGAGGCUGAGCCCUACCUCGGUGGAUACCUGUAGGAUGCAAGUACAGAACAGUAAGUGGGAGCUGAAGGCAAACUCAAGCCCUCCUUUUUGUCAAAAAAGGAACUGAGACAAUGUUUUAAUUUUUUAUUUAAAUCUUCUGUUUAUGAGACUUUAUGGGUUUUUUGGAUUAAGAUUUCUCAAAAGUACAUUAUACAGUUCUUUCUUGUAAGGACUGACUCAGAAUUGUGUAUUUAUACUGGAAUUUUGAAGGAUUUAUACUGUCAGCACAUACAGUAUAUUCAGACAUCCACUAAGUGAAGCUGCUCAGCGGCACAGUCAGACAAAUAUUCUGUCUCCUUUCGUGAUAGAAACUAUGAGAAAAAGUAUUUUCCCUUUGCUCAUCACAAGCAGAUGUACAGUGUGAUUCUUCUGUCCUUUGUGAUGAUCACCUGUUCCUCUUAUCCCACCUGCUUCGACAUGAUGGGUGUUUAUCAUAGAACCAGUGACUCGCCAGCCUUUUGUUAGGGAUGUGUUUCUAAAUUACACAGGAUGUGAUUAAACUUCAAAACAUUUUGAGGUAAAACUUCAUAGCAAGGAAUGAGUAAAUUCUACAAACGAAAUUAGUUUUCACUUGUGUUCUCAUCGGGCUGAGUGGGAAUAAUGUUUUGUCUUGCAGAAAAUACACGAGCUGAUUGUUUUUGGGUGCUCAGGAGGCUUGAGUUUGAAAGCCACAACACUGCAAGGAAGCUGUUCAUAUCAUUUUUUGUGACACACUGUUCUUGCAUGGAGCAGUGAGACAUGCUUCAUUGGUUUAAUGGCUUUAAGCCUGUUAAUGAUACAACUCUCUCUACCUCAAUGAUUUGAGCAAAAAAAUGUCAGUUGCUUUCAUAUCACCUUAUAAUUUUUUAAUGUCCUAGAGAAAGACUUCAACACAUUAAUCACUUUUUGUUAUUGUUGAAGUCCUUGCACUCCUCAUUUUAGAAUGUGACCGAUUUCAUCUGGAGGUGUACUGCUUAUGUAGUAUUGAAACAAAAAAAAAGUCAGUUCUUUGUACAUAUAUACUGUCCAUGGAUUUGUAUGGGCUCAUGUACUUGACAGAAAUUUGGUAGAGGGUUUCCGUUGACACUGUGAACUAAAACUAUUGCUGGUACGGGCAUAAGGCAUGUUAAUUUAACUGUCCUGCAAUGAUAAAGGAACAAAUUUGUCAUUCUUAUGUUUAAUUUAAAGCAAGUAGUGAGCACGUUACUGAAUUGUUAAAUGAUCAUAAAGCUGAAUGCUGUAUGUAUGGUGGGUGAUGAUUUUGUGUAGUUGAUGUAAAUAUAUCUAAGCGUCAGUGUGUACAUAGAUUGUCAUUUGUAAAUAAACAUC